This is a messenger RNA of Phialemonium atrogriseum, 1723 nucleotides long. Its product is annotated as ferrochelatase-domain-containing protein. Gene Ontology annotation, biological process: heme biosynthetic process. Gene Ontology annotation, cellular component: mitochondrion. Gene Ontology annotation, molecular function: protoporphyrin ferrochelatase activity. Lineage: Eukaryota; Fungi; Ascomycota; Sordariomycetes; Cephalothecales; Cephalothecaceae. The record is from RefSeq and is a predicted model, not a curated record. The transcript has 3 exons. The coding region runs from base 208 to 1503 and encodes 431 amino acids.
CGUAUCGUCUCAUCAUCAAUGCCAAGGGGUUUUUAAGAGACCAGUUUUGACGGAGCCGAGUUACGCCGCAGCUUCCGCCAAACCUUCUACCAUUUCUUGGAUAGUGUAACUACCUAUAGAACCAGGAUUCCGCCUCGUCUGCUGCUAUCCUGCCAAUUUGCCCUGAGUUGACGGUUCCCAUAUCCUACGGGAGCCAGAUCUAUCAAGAUGGCUCUGCGCCACUCGGCAUGCCGCCUGUCGCAGAAGGCAUCGCAAGCUACGGCCCCUUCUCUAACCUCAAACCCGGUCCAGUCUCUGUUGAGAGCCAGGAUUUCGCAAUCACAGUCGAGAUCAUUGGCAACGGCAGUGCACCCUGUCACCCAAAAUUCCGAUGGCUCCAAGGGCCCCACUGCCAUGGUAUUUCUGAACAUGGGCGGCCCGUCGACGGUCGACGAAGUCGGGGAUUUCCUGAGUCGCCUCUUUGCCGAUGCCGAUCUUAUUCCCCUCGGACGACUCCAGGGAUACCUUGGCCCGCUCAUCUCCAAACGCCGCACGCCGAAGAUACAGAAGCAGUAUGCCGCAAUAGGCGGGGGUUCGCCGAUUCGGAAGUGGUCCGAGUACCAAUCUGCGGAGAUGUGCAAGAUACUGGACAAGAUCUCGCCAGAGACCGCACCUCACAAGCCAUAUGUCGCAUUCCGAUACGCCGACCCCCUGACCGAGGAGAUGUAUCACAAGCUGCUCGCAGACGGCUUUGGCAAUGGAAAAGGCGGCCGAGCCGUCGCGUUUACCCAGUACCCCCAGUAUUCGUGCUCUACAACGGGCAGCAGUCUUAACGAAUUGUGGAAAUGGAGGCAAAGGCUUGAGGGCAAGUCGGGCCCUCUCGAUGAUGGCAGGGACGGCACCAUAAGAUGGAGCGUCAUCGAUAGAUGGCCAGCUCACACCGGCCUUAUCGAAGCCUUUGCCAGGCUCAUUGAGGAGAAGCUGGCAGAGUAUCCCGAGGAACGCCGGAGGAAGGCCGUGCUGCUGUUCUCCGCCCACAGCCUGCCCAUGAGCGUGAUCAACAGAGGCGACCCGUAUCCCGCCGAGGUUGGGGCUACGGUCUAUGCUGUCAUGCAGCGCUUGAACUUCGCGAACCCAUACCGCUUGUGUUACCAAUCUCAAGUAGGGCCUCAGCCGUGGCUCGGCCCACAAACAGCGACGACUGUGGAGGAGUACAUCGCAAAAGGCCAGAAAGAUCUGGUCUUGAUCCCGAUCGCCUUCACGUCGGAUCACAUAGAGACGCUCUUCGAGCUCGAUGAGGAGGUAAUUGGCGAAUCGGGACACCGAGACACAGUCAAGAGGGUGGAAAGCCUGAAUGGCAACCCCGUUUUCAUUGAGGGUCUGGCCAGCCUCGCCAAAUCACAUCUGGAAAGCGGCAGUAUGUGCUCGUUGCAAAUGGAGCUGCGAUGCCCGGGCUGCAAGAGCGAGAGAUGUCACGAGUCGAAGAAGUUCUUCGCUGGGCAGCAAACCUUGGCUGGUCACUGACAAGCCAAGCCCCUGUACGAUAUUUACUGCGUAGAGUGAUGGACAAGGACGUGUAUAAAAUCUCCACGUUGUCGGGUAGACAAAACAAUAUCAGACAGGGCCAGUUACUGAAUCCCACGUUGGUUCACAUUUCCACGAAUAACUUUGCUGAGAUUCUGGCCAGCCCUAUUGAUGAUCUGUUUCCACACUUUUCCCACUCCACAGGGUGCGUGGGUCGUCG